This is a messenger RNA of Procambarus clarkii (red swamp crayfish), 1479 nucleotides long. The record is from RefSeq and is a predicted model, not a curated record. Lineage: Eukaryota; Metazoa; Arthropoda; Malacostraca; Decapoda; Cambaridae.
AUGCGGGGUACAGGGGGCUACACACCUGGAGGCCGCAUGCGGGGUACAGGGGGCUACACACCUGGAGGCCGCAUGCGAGGUACAGGGGGCUACACACCUGGAGGCCGCAUGCGGGGUACAGGGGGCUACACACCUGGAGGCCGCAUGCGGGGUACAGGGGGCUACACACCUGGAGGCCGCAUGCGGGGGACAGGGGGCUACACACCUGGAGGCCGCAUGCGGGGUACAGGGGGCUACACACCUGGAGGCCGCAUGCGAGGUACAGGGGGCUACACACCUGGAGGCCGCAUGCGGGGUACAGGGGGCUACACACCUGGAGGCCGCAUGCGGGGUACAGGGGGCUACACACCUGGAGGCCGCAUGCGGGGUACAGGGGGCUACACACCUGGAGGCCGCAUGCGGGGUACAGGGGGCUACACACCUGGAGGCCGCAUGCGAGGUACAGGGGGCUACACACCUGGAGGCCGCAUGCGGGGUACAGGGGGCUACACACCUGGAGGCCGCAUGCGGGGUACAGGGGGCUACACACCUGGAGGCCGCAUGCGGGGUACAGGGGGCUACACACCUGGAGGCCGCAUGCGGGGUACAGGGGGCUACACACCUGGAGGCCGCAUGCGGGGUACAGGGGGCUACACACCUGGAGGCCGCAUGCGGGGUACAGGGGGCUACACACCUGGAGGCCGCAUGGGGGGGACAGGGGGCUACACACCUGGAGGCCGCAUGCGGGGUACAGGGGGCUACACACCUGGAGGCCGCAUGCGGGGUACAGGGGGCUACACACCUGGAGGGCGCAUGCGGGGUACAGGGGGCUACACACCUGAAGGGCGCAUGCGGGGGACACGGGGCUACACACCUGGAGGCCGCAUGCGGGGGACAGGGGGCUACACACCUGAAGGGCGCAUGCGGGGUACUGGGGGCUACACACCUGAAGGGCGCAUGCGGGGUACAGGGGGCUACACACCUGGAGGCCGCAUGCGGGGGACAGGGGGCUACACACCUGGAGGGCGCAUGCGGGGUACAGGGGGCUACACACCUGGAGGCCGCAUGCGGGGUACAGGGGGCUACACACCUGGAGGCCGCAUGCGGGGUACAGGGGGCUACACACCUGAAGGGCGCAUGCGGGGUACAGGGGGCUACACACCUGGAGGCCGCAUGCGGGGGACAGGGGGCUACACACCUGGAGGGCGCAUGCGGGGUACAGGGGGCUACACAUCUGGAGGCCGCAUGCGAGAAACUACAGAGAGGCACGAGGGCUUGUGGAGCGAUGCACCUUUGCGAGAGUCGACAACAAUUCGUGGCGGGAGAGUACCUUGUGAACGCGACCCGCAUCAUACUCGAAGGGACGAAGCUGAUCCAGAACCUCAUUGGGAAGGAGCCUCAGUGAGGGACCUGCGGCGACGUCGAGGCUCCAUGUGGGUGGAAAGAAGUUUAGGAGACAAGUCCGAUGUCAUCAAUCAGCUGAGGGAUAUUGUGACCUAA